CAUGAUUUCAAUAUGAGCCAAGGAGACGAAAUCUGUAACAAGACAAAAGUUGACCAAUUUGGAAGAGCCGUCACACCAAUCCUUUUUAUCAUCAUUGUUCUGUUCAGCUGUGUGGGGAACACAUUGGUCCUGUACGUCCUUGCGAAGUAUGAAAAUCUGAAAUCCCUCACCAACACAUUCUUGUUGAAUCUGGCUCUCUCUGAUCUGAUUUUCACCUUUGGCCUGCCGUUCUGGGCCUACUACUACAUGUAUGGCUGGACUCUUGGAGAUCCUGCUUGCAAAGCAAUCAACUACGUGUUCUACACGGGAUAUUACAGCAGCAUCAUCUUCCUGACCGUCUUGACUGUCCACCGCUACAUGGCCGUGGUCCACCCCAUGUCGGUGGUCAUGUCUCGGAAGAGCCUGCACUGCUACACCACCUCAAUUGUAAUCUGGAUCAUCAGUUUUUGCGCAGCCAUCCCACAAGCCAUGUUCAACUCCGUCGUGGACAGCUCUACUGAGACAACGACAGUCCUGCUUUGUGAUUUCGAGGGGGAAAUUAACUGGAAGCUUCAAACCGUAUACUUGCAAAAUUUCUUUUUUGUUGUCGCAUUUGUGAUCAUUGCUUUUUGCUACACUGUGAUCCUUACACGGCUGCUUCGACCAACAUCUCACACUCGUAAGAAGACAGUGCAGCUCAUCCUCUUCAUAGUGGUGUUUUUUUUCUUGGGAUGGGGGCCGUACAACGUGGCCAUAUUUCUGGACUCUCUGAUUGCGUGGGGAAUCUCUCCUUUUAACGAGUGCGAGGUCAGCAAAUCCGUCGACUAUUGGAUGUACAUUUCUCGCAUGGUGGCUUUCUCACACUGCUGCCUGAAUCCCGUGUUUUAUGUUUUUAUGGGGAUAAAGUUCCGAAACCACUUGAAGAAAAUGUUAUGGACUUUCCGUAAGAAGAACAGCGAGCCUCAGAAUCGACACAGCAGGCUUAUUUACUCCAACGGCGAAGAAAUAUCAAUGUAUUAGCAAUGUAUGCUUAAAAAUAUCUCAGUUUACAACUGAUUUUCAGCAACAAAAUGAAUGCAAUGUAAAGUGUCUGUACUGUAAUUGAACAAACUUUUAAAAAUGUUUCAACUAAUUAUAUUACUAAAACUGCGUGUAAAAAAGCUCUCAAAAUCGGAUGCAAU
Molecule: messenger RNA, 1160 nt
Organism: Rhinichthys klamathensis goyatoka
Lineage: Eukaryota; Metazoa; Chordata; Actinopteri; Cypriniformes; Leuciscidae
Gene: xcr1b.1
Product: chemokine (C motif) receptor 1b, duplicate 1
Exons: 1
Coding region: 13-999 (328 amino acids)
Biological process (GO): immune response; chemotaxis; G protein-coupled receptor signaling pathway
Cellular component (GO): membrane
Molecular function (GO): chemokine receptor activity
Source: RefSeq, a predicted model, not a curated record